UAUUGCGCAUGACAGGCUAUUUCAGUAAUUUCAUGCAUCACAAAAGUAAAAGCAAUGUAGAGUAAUAAACAAUCAAAAAUUAUUCCCACUUUAAACUACACUCAAAAAAGUAGUACACACUGAACAACCAUCAACGAUGCUUUUGUAACUUUCUGUUUAUCACCUCCUUCCCCUGUUUCCCUCUCUCUGCACGUUUCUCUUUCUCUCUCUAAAAAUGUCAGCUUAUCUACAAAAUCUAUUACUGCUCCAUAUAUUCGCUCUCACAGUAGCAUCAACUAUACUGAUCAAUGUCAGUGGCCACUACUCUUCUUCCUCCUUCUCCUCUUCAUCCUCGCCGCCGGCGUCGCAGUCAAAUGCUCCGUCAUCGGAGUGGAGAUCGGCGCGCGCGACGUACUACGCGUCGGCGGAGCCCCGGGAUGCGGUGGGCGGCGCGUGCGGGUACGGCGACCUGGUGAAGAGCGGGUACGGGUUGGCGACGGCGGGGCUGAGCAGCGUCCUGUUCGAGAGGGGCCAGAUCUGCGGCGCGUGCUUCCAGGUGAGGUGCGUGGAGGACCUCCGGUGGUGCAUACCGGGAACCUCUAUCAUCGUCACCGCCACCAACUUCUGCGUCCCCAACUACGGUUUCACUGCCGACGGCGGCGGCCGCUGUAAUCCCCCUAACAGCCACUUCGUCCUCCCGAUCGAAGCAUUCGAGAAGAUUGCGAUCUGGAAGGCUGGCAAUAUGCCUAUACAGUAUCGCAGGAUCAAAUGCAGAAAGGAAGGAGGCAUUCGGUUUACCAUUAACGGUUCAACAAUAUUCAUGUCGGUGCUGAUCAGCAAUGUUGCUGGUGCUGGAGACAUAGUGGCAGUGAAGGUUAAGGGUUCGAAGACAGGUUGGCUUCCAAUGGGUAGGAAUUGGGGCCAAAACUGGCAUUUAAAUGCUGAUUUGAAGAAUCAACCUCUCUCAUUCGAGGUCACUAGCAGCGAUGGUGUCACACUUACAUCUUACAGUGUUGCUCCCAAAAAUUGGGAUUUUGGGCAAACCUUUGAAGGCAAGCAAUUUGAAUCUUUAUAAGCAACACCAAGAAAAAAAAAAUGUUGAUAGAAAAACUUUUUGUCAAAAAAAUAUAUUUUUUAUUGUGUUUAGAAAGCAGGUGUAUGUGUUGAUGGGUAUUUUUGAAGGGAUGAAUAGAUGUUAGGUUGCAAAUGAUUUGGUUGAACAAUUUAAAAUUCAAUGGGAGAGCAUACUUAAAUUGUUUAUUGACAAGUAAACAAAGCAACUAAAUUGUAGCUUUAAAUGAUGUUCCCAUGUUACAAACCCUUUUACUAAUGAAACCCAAGUUAUGAGCUGUUGUUAA
Messenger RNA from Cornus florida, 1337 nucleotides. Its product is annotated as expansin-A13. Bases 215 to 1054 code for a protein of 279 amino acids. Gene Ontology annotation, biological process: plant-type cell wall organization. NCBI's taxonomy places the organism in Eukaryota, Viridiplantae, Streptophyta, Magnoliopsida, Cornales, Cornaceae. The record is from RefSeq and is a predicted model, not a curated record. The transcript is spliced from 2 exons. Gene Ontology annotation, cellular component: extracellular region.